Messenger RNA from Camellia sinensis, 366 nucleotides. The record is from RefSeq and is a predicted model, not a curated record. Lineage: Eukaryota; Viridiplantae; Streptophyta; Magnoliopsida; Ericales; Theaceae.
AUGAAUCUUUUCAGAGAUGAUAAACAUGGAAGCUUUUUAGAAAGGAAGAGAAAGAAGACUAAAGACGCUGAAAGUGGAGAAAUGAAGAACAAAGCUACCAAACGGGAACUCGAAUUUUCAACUAUUUGGGACAAAAUUAUCCCCUAUGUUGCCUUAUGGUUUUUGAGGGAGGCUAUUCAGGGGCAUGACUUUGAAGACGUGGAUAACGACAACGAUGAUGAUGAUAAUGAUGAAGAAGAAAAUGAAGAUAAAGAUGAGGACAAUUAUGAAAACACAGACGAAGAAGAAGAUAAGGACAAAACCAGCACAAAGAAGCAGUCAUCUGGACCAAAGAAGGGUAUUCGAGCACUACCUAAGGAAGGUUAG